Haliotis rufescens (red abalone) is the source of this 887-nucleotide messenger RNA. RefSeq lists its product as uncharacterized. Lineage: Eukaryota; Metazoa; Mollusca; Gastropoda; Lepetellida; Haliotidae. The transcript has 7 exons. The record is from RefSeq and is a predicted model, not a curated record. The coding region runs from base 111 to 737 and encodes 208 amino acids.
GACGUUUGAAAUUGACCCUGUGUCUUAUCUUCACUACGUUGGCGUUUGAAUGUGUAUAAGAACAAUUGUUGUUAAGCAGAGGAAAUCUCGUUAAGCGAAAUACCUGGAGAAUGUUGCAAGCACUUGUCUUCGUUGUAACAUUACUCAGCCACAUAGAUGGCAUCGUCAUGCAAACAACGCCAGCUCCAUGCAGAGACGUCUUCACGAGUUGUCACAGCGACUCCUGCAACUACGGAGACUACAGCUUACUGUUCUGUAAACAGACCUGUGGUCUUUGUGGUCCCGUUGUGAAGAAGCCACCAUCUUACGUCUGUAAAGACAUCCUCUCCUAUGCUCUGUGCAGACACUACGCGUCAGGAUGCACUGUUCAGGGGGAUCAAAUCAAAUGGGCUAUCAAGUAUUGCCCCAGGACAUGUCAACUGUGUGCGGAUCCUCCCACCUGUCAAGACAACUUUCCAACUGACUGCCGCAAUGGAAAGACUGGGUAUGGUUGCGAGGACGGGAACUGGGGACACACAAACUGCCGUUUCACGUGUGGCCUCUGUGGCAAUGAGUGCAUAGACAGGGUGUCAUCGUGCAGUUCUCGACCAAAGGAAAUGUGUCAGGGAUUUUACGAGGAAUGGGCUAGGAACAACUGCGCAUUGUCAUGCGGAUUUUGCAAUUCUACCCUUACGCUGACAACAAGCAAAACCAACAUCAAUACGUUCGUACCGACUCCAUACCCAAUCGGGAAGUGAGGAUCAAGGUCACAACGUACUUGUCCUAUUUCGCCUGAAUUAUUUAAACCUUUAAGUUUCGGUUAUAAAAUGUUGGAGACAUAAAAUGUUUGAUUAGACUUGAGAGAAACAAAAGCUAUGUAUGAUUGUGAAUAAAUAAGGUAUACAGUU